Molecule: messenger RNA, 2085 nt
Organism: Ramularia collo-cygni
Lineage: Eukaryota; Fungi; Ascomycota; Dothideomycetes; Mycosphaerellales; Mycosphaerellaceae
Exons: 1
Coding region: 1-2085 (694 amino acids)
Source: RefSeq, a predicted model, not a curated record
AUGAGACACCACCACCUGAGCUCCAGGUUCAGCGCCCUCGCUGCUACGAUCAUCGGCAGCGCUCCAGCAAAGCAGACUGGCCUCGACAACUCGCGGCCAACCGCACUCGGCGUCAACUCAAGUUCCGCUGCUCGAAUUUACCUCACGAAAGGCGGCGGCGGCGGUCCAAACAAUCUCAUCAUGGGUAAGUCAAACAAAUUCGACUACAGUAAGCGUGGGAGUUCGGGAGCAAAGUUGGGGCACAUAAUCUCGCGUGACUUGAAGAAAGAAGCAGAACGCGCGCACAAGGACGCAGAGAAGGCCGCCGGUAAGGUUCGUACGCGGAGUAAUGGGAGCUGUGGCAGCAGCAGCAGUGCGCUCGGACACGUGACACGUGAUGGGGUGGUGCUCGAUAUUCAAGUUCCAUUCAAGGAUCUUGGCGAUGAAGGGGCAUGUGCCAUGGCUACAGGCCUGGAGGAUGCUCUUCACCAGGGACUUGUGCUUCUGGAAGAUGUCAAUCUCUCGGGCAACGGUAUCACGACCGUGUCGCUUGCUCGACUUGCGCCAGUGAUCAGGCUGGCAAGACAUGAGCUGAAGACGCUGAACCUGGCCGGCAACAACAUCAAAGUGGAGACUGUGGAAGAGGCGGAGCAAUGGGAGACAUUCCUCGAGUCGUUCAAACACUGCUUCAGGCUGAGGAGACUCGACUUGAGUGGCAACGUGGGUAUCGGAGCGCUCGCAUUCGAGAUCAUGGCCAAGGUGUACGUCAACGAACUACCUAUCAACCCACUGGCAUUGCAAGGCGAGACAUCUGUCAUAUCUCUCAACUCCGAAGAGCAGCUUGUGGCAUCAACAGAAGUACUUUCUUUUGUCGACAACAUGUCAAAGGGCGCCAUCAUCAAGCGACGGAUGGGCCUCAGAUCAAUUCCAUACAUCACGCUCACAGACACCGGCCUAGAUGACUUGUCUGCGUUGUGGCUGUCCUGCAUCCUCGAGGAACAUCACUGUCCGACCCAGCUCAUUGACGGGUUGAAUGCCACCCCAGCAAGCUCGAAAAUUGCGACCUACCAGCAAAACAGCCUCUCCCGUGGUGUCGAUUGGAAUAUGAAGCAUCCGGACCAGAAUCGAGACGGGCUCUACGUCCUGCAAAAGGCGGAGAAAUUCAGAGAGCAAGUGACGUUGGCCGAAGAUGAGAUCUUCGACGACACAGAAUAUGCGCUCGAACCCCACCAUGCCGGCCGACAAGGUGACAGGCGGGCGUCCCGAGGCUUACCUGGCGAUCGAGCCAGCGUGCGCUCAAUCAGGACUGCGGAUGGUGGCGAACACGAGCUCUCCGAAUUGGAGAGCGCCCGGAGGCGGUUGCAGCGCUCUCUUCUCACCAAUCAUGGAGCUUCGAAAGUCGAGCUUUGGAGCGCUGCACUAAGACUGGUGAUCUCAUCCAGAGUUCUUACAGGCAUCGGCCCGUCAAGCAGGAAUGCGAGCAGGUUCCAUACCGGACCUCCCAAAUUUGACUUCACCACGUACAGCCAGGCCAACGCCAUCGAAAAGAAGGCACUGGCUUCGCGUCCAGUCACUCCUAAGCUCUGCUCGGACCAUUCACUGAGCUCGCCCAAGACACCUUCAUGUCAAGGAACGUACGCUGCGACACUCACGGCUAAUAGCGAGCGAGACGUAACUUUGUCAGACACCACGAACACGCCCAGGACUGCCAAGGUGCUCUUCAAGCCACAUCGCAAAGGCGUCCUGACUGAUAGCAGCGAGACGGUAGAAAAGGUGGACAGUUCUGCAGUAGGCGAUAGGAACCCGCAACGCUUUGUGCAGUGGCAGGAAGAGCACAUGAAGAAGCAGGAGGAGGAUCUGAAGCCCUUCAGAGACGAGAGGCUCCCCAGCAACCUGCCCAGCCACCUAGUGGAUCUCGUUGCUGGCUUCACGGUGACUGAGCGAGCAAAGCAGCGUUUGUCUGACAAGCAGCUGCAGGCCGCGCUGUCUUGGGGCAGAUCUCGGACCAAUCUUGAGACGGAGAAGGAGUGGAGAAGGAUGGCGGACGGUUCUCAAAUCUGGACUCUCCUGGAGAGCAUCGGGUGCCUAGCGUAUCACAGGAAGUGA